AUGGCCUCAUGCCCCUGGGCCUGCGCCACCAUCUGCUCCAGCUGCUCCACCUACGCAGCCAACUCAGCCUACGCCCUAUCCCACAACUGCCCCUUCUCAGCGUCCAUCGACGUCCGCCGUUGGGCGGCUCGAUGUCCCUCCGCCUUCGUCAACAUCUGCUCCAGCUGCUCCACCUACGCAGCCACCUCAGCCAAUGCCCUAUCCCACAACUGCCCCUUCUCAACGUCCAUCGACAUCCUCCACUGGAUGGCCUCAUGCCCCUGGGCCUGCGCCACCAUCUGCUCCAGCUGCUCCACCUACGCAGCCAACUCAGCCUACGCCCUAUCCCAUAGUUGCCCCUUCUCCACGUCCAUCGACAUCCUCCGUUGGGCGGAUCGAUGUCCCUCCGCCUCCGUCAACAUCUGCUCCAGCUGCUCCACCUACGCAGCCACCUCAGCCAAUGCCCUAUCCCACAACUGCCCCUUCUCAACGUCCAUCGACAUCCUCCACUGGAUGGCCUCAUGCCCCUGGGCCUGCGCCACCAUCUGCUCCAGCUGCUCCACCUACGCAGCCAACUCAGCCUACGCCCUAUCCCAUACGUGCCCCUUCUCAACGUCCAUCGACAUCCUCCACUGGAUGGCCUCAUGCCCCUGGGCCUGCGCCACAAUCUGUUCCAGCUGCUCCACCUACGCAGCCACCUCAGCCUACGCCCUAUCCCACAACUGCCCCUUCUCAGCGUCCAUCGACGUCCGCCGUUGGGCGGCUCGAUGUCCCUCCGCCUUCGUCAACAUCUGCUCCAGCUGCUCCACCUACGCAGCCACCUCAGCCAAUGCCCUAUCCCACAACUGCCCCUUCUCAACGUCCAUCGACAUCCUCCACUGGAUGGCCUGA
Messenger RNA from Eimeria mitis, 870 nucleotides. RefSeq lists its product as uncharacterized. The transcript has a single exon. Lineage: Eukaryota; Apicomplexa; Conoidasida; Eucoccidiorida; Eimeriidae. The record is from RefSeq and is a predicted model, not a curated record. The coding region runs from base 1 to 870 and encodes 289 amino acids.